AUGACAGACGCUGUCCCUAAGAAGAGAGGGCCGAAGACGGAUGUGUUAGAGGCAUUAUUGAAGAGGGUCGAUGGAUUGGAAAGGAAGUUGAAAGACGAGACGAAGUCAUCCGCAAAUGAUCGGACACCCAGGCCAGACAAACAAAAUCCAACUCAAGACCCCAAGGUUCAACUCGACACCAACAAUGCUAGAGCAGAACCGGCCGUCUUCUCACCUAUAACAGUCAGCGAACCUUCCCCGGUGGUACAACAUGAGCUUCUUAUCGACACAUAUUUUUCACGAUGCCACGGCAAACCCUACUAUAUCCUCGACGAAACGCCGACACGACAACGAAUACAGUUUGACCAACUGCCUCCCUAUCUUCUUCAUGCCAUCUGUGCGGUCAGCGCUAGAUAUACCGCCCACCCCAAUGGAUAUCAUGCUGCGGUCAGGUCGAGCGAGGACUACGCCUUGCGGGCAAGGGCGGAGCUGGACAUCGACGACCCAUCUAUCGACUGUUUACAAGCCCUUUUAUUACUGGCGAUGGCGUUUACUGCGGCUGGCAAAGGGAAGAAAGCCUUCAUGAUGCUAGCGAGUGGCAUCGGUAUGGCUGUGGCUCUAGAAUUACAUCGGGAAUCUGACAAUAAAACCGGACUUCAUGCUGCCGAGAAGGAAAUGAGAAGGAGGCUAUUCUGGACAUGCUAUGUGAUGGAUCGAUUUGCUGCCUGUGGUUCAAAACGGCCUUCUCUAUUAGCGGAUAAGUCGAUUCAAGUAAGGCUCCUUGCCUGGUCACCAAGUCCCACGGCACCCCUAGUCGAAGGAGAGUUCUUCCAAAACGGUUCAAAUCUCCAGUAUUAUGGUGGAUCUGGAAAGAAAUGUCAAGGCAGCAGCGGUAUGUUGAUUGACAUCGUGCGGAUUCUGGGCAACACGAAUCGAUAUCUUGCAGCCGGCGGGGUUAAAGGAGACAGCCAUUUCCCUUGGCAUUCGCUCUCCAAUUUGUCGAAAAUACGGCAGGACCUCGAUGUCUGGGCGUCUGGGACCCAAGAAGUCUUCUCUUCUGUCGAGAACCUUUUCGGCCAACCCGAUAGUACGAAUCUUGUUCUUAGCAAGCUGGUUUAUCAUCUUAUCCAUUCCCUCAUAUACCGCCCAUUCCUCCCUAUUGACCUGGUCGAGCUUGCUGGAACUGGCCAGCACCAAUCUUGGCAAAUUGAAGCUACAAACCUCUGCUUUCUGCACGCAAAUGCCAUUGCAGAGCUUGUAGAGCUGGGUAAGCAGUCUCAGUCCGUCGAGUGGCCCGCCUUUGUAGGCUACUGUAUAUGUACGGCAGGUACAGUUCAUGUCCAUGGUUCACAUUAUCGGGGUAGCUUUGAAGGGGAAGUGUUUUCUGCCUCAGCCGAGUUUUUAUCUAGAGAGAUGAAACAGCUAUCAGAGCUGAGAUAUGCAUGGUCGUCUGUCCAACACCAACGAGAGACCCUACAAACCAUGUAUAGCCGCCAUUCGGAACUAGUUAACUCCCUUGCCAGCAAUCCAAUGCGUUACAGCCCCGUCUUCCACCUAGAAGACUUUUUCGAUCGCUACAAUGAUCUUGGCCAGUCAUUUGAUGGAGCGCACAUAUCCUUUGCCGAUAUCCUUGUUGACCCAGGCCAAGAAACGUAUUCUGGGCAUGGUCUGUAUGCGCCCAGGACCGAUGGUAAAGCGUCAGAUCCACCACCUAUAAGGCAAGGCACAAAACGCAAAUCCUUCUCCUCACGCCGGAAGCACAUCGAUCUUAAAGUCGCCCAUCGAAAUUCUCACUCCGAAGCCUCAUUCAUGUCGCCAAAUGGCAUGAAUGAACCCGCUACUACCGCAGGGCAAUCGGAAAAUAGCCCCAAUUCCGGGCUCACGCAACAGCAACAAUCUUUGCUUGAUCCAUCUCCCUUAACGCCGUUUCCUCCGAAUUCGGCACUCACACCUAAUCUAUCACGCACACCAUUUUCACCACCAUAUACAUUUAAUUCAUUGAAUCCGGCCGACACUUACGACCCGAUGUUUGGAAUACCCCAGAUGGGCUUCGGGUACGGAAAUGGAAUUGGAAAUAACAACAUGAACGAGGGGAUAACUCCUGGCACAACGAGUACCGGGGAGAGCACAGGCACAGCGGGUACCAGCAACGAGGAGAAAGACCCAUUCCUGAGUUUGCUAGAGCAACUAGCGGAGAAUGAGCACAGUAGAGGAGGGCCAAGUGAACUAGACUUCUUUCUAAGCGGGGGCAAUGGUUAG
This is a messenger RNA of Venustampulla echinocandica, 2238 nucleotides long. RefSeq names its product Zn2 DNA-binding protein. Lineage: Eukaryota; Fungi; Ascomycota; Leotiomycetes; Helotiales; Pleuroascaceae. Gene Ontology annotation, molecular function: zinc ion binding; DNA binding. Gene Ontology annotation, biological process: DNA-templated transcription. Gene Ontology annotation, cellular component: nucleus. The record is from RefSeq and is a predicted model, not a curated record. Bases 1 to 2238 code for a protein of 745 amino acids. The transcript is spliced from 5 exons.